UACAAAAUCAGCUGAGCGUUGCAGUUACGUCUACUAUAUUAUUAUUGUAGACUACUAUUGAACAAAGGUUAUCCAACUAUUCAGAAACAGAAAUAAUUAUUUAGAGAAUCAAAAUUAAUGAUGGUCUGUUCAAAAUAGUUUAUUUCAAAUAAUUUGCUAAAAAGCUGAGACACUGCCAUCAAAAUCAGUAUUACUUGAAUGUGCCAAUUUAUUGACAGUGACACAAACACAAUCACCAGCACCAGUCACCACUGCCUUGAGCCUUGCCUUGUCUACGCUAGUAAAAAUUAUAUUGCUUUUUAGUCUUCAAUCCAAUAUAAGUGAAUUAUUUCUAUUCUUAUUAAUGUUUCUCCCACUAUAGAAAUAAACUACAUAAGAUGGGUGGAUUAUUAAGUUACUUCAGAAAUCUUCUGGGUAGCCGAGAAAUGCGAAUUCUGAUUCUUGGCCUGGAUGGUGCUGGGAAAACAACAAUACUCUAUCGUCUCCAAGUUGGUGAAGUUGUAACCACAAUUCCAACAAUUGGAUUCAACGUGGAGCAGGUCACUUACAAAAAUUUAAAAUUCCAAGUCUGGGAUCUCGGAGGUCAAACUAGCAUAAGGCCGUAUUGGAGAUGCUAUUAUUCCAAUACAGACGCUAUUAUUUAUGUUGUGGACUCGGCAGAUAAAGAUAGAAUAGGAAUUUCAAAAGACGAAUUACUUUACAUGUUACGGGAAGAAGAGCUGCAAGGAGCGAUACUGGUGGUGCUGGCCAAUAAGCAGGACAUGGACGGCUGCAUGAGUGUGGCAGAGGUGCACCAAGCGCUGGGCCUCGACGCACUCAAGAACAGAACGUUUCAGAUCUUCAAAACAUCGGCUGUCAAAGGAGAGGGCUUGGACUCAGCUAUGGACUGGCUUUCCAAUGCUAUUCAAAACAAAAAGUGAUGACCGAUUUUACAGUAUUUUCUUCGAAUUGUAUUUGUGAGGGUGCGUGCAAACUGUGUUGAUUGACAUUUAUGGUCAAUGACUUUUGCCAUCUUGCAUCUGAACAAAUUGUGAUCUAGACUCUAAACAAAUUGAUCGUCAGCAGAAAAUACUCUAAGCUAAUAUUGUGUUCUGUAUUACUUCACCUAUGUAUAUACUAUUGUUUUAAAUGGUCAUGUUUUCUUUGCAAUUGACUUACAUGUAAUUACAUACUUAAUUAUAUAAUUGUAAAAUUAUUCUGUUUCUCAUAACUCAUAGGCACUAUUUAUAUAUUUUGCUCCUUUAAUUAGUGAUUAAUUGGUUUGAGUGGAUGUUGAUUUGAGUGCAAACAUCUGAAAUCAACAUCAGCCUAAAUAAAUAUUUUAUAAUUUUAAAACUC
Messenger RNA from Nilaparvata lugens (brown planthopper), 1338 nucleotides. It is a transcript of the gene Arl1, whose product is annotated as ADP-ribosylation factor-like protein 1. Gene Ontology annotation, cellular component: Golgi apparatus; cytoplasm. NCBI's taxonomy places the organism in Eukaryota, Metazoa, Arthropoda, Insecta, Hemiptera, Delphacidae. Bases 378 to 920 code for a protein of 180 amino acids. The transcript has 4 exons. The record is from RefSeq and is a predicted model, not a curated record. Gene Ontology annotation, molecular function: GTPase activity; GTP binding. Gene Ontology annotation, biological process: vesicle-mediated transport; intracellular protein transport.